Messenger RNA from Myxocyprinus asiaticus (Chinese sucker), 3395 nucleotides. RefSeq names its product mitogen-activated protein kinase kinase 4b (gene map2k4b). NCBI's taxonomy places the organism in Eukaryota, Metazoa, Chordata, Actinopteri, Cypriniformes, Catostomidae. Bases 233 to 1510 code for a protein of 425 amino acids. The record is from RefSeq and is a predicted model, not a curated record. Gene Ontology annotation, molecular function: ATP binding; JUN kinase kinase activity. The transcript is spliced from 13 exons. Gene Ontology annotation, biological process: protein phosphorylation; MAPK cascade.
UACACAUGGCAACCAUCUGCUUUCAGUAGGGGAGUGAGUGAGGCGCAGUUCAUCAAAGUUGGCUGUCCUGUCCCGACUUAGGACCUCUUUUUAACCCUCUCCAUUCUAAACUGAACCGAAUGGGGAAUCAUUCGUGACUGUUGAAUGUGUAGCGCUGAAUCGUGUCAAAGGGUAAAUUUGUCUCACUGCAUUGCAGCCACUAGAGCUGCUGCUGGACUCAAACAGCUCCACAAUGGCGACUCCCAGUCACAGCACCAAUUCACCAACUUCAUGCAAUAGGAGCAUUAGCGCUGUGGGAUCCGUGCUGCACCACCCGCAAAUGCAGACGCAACAUUUAACGACAGUGAGCAACAUGCAGGAUUCCAACACGUGCUGGAGGUGUCAAAAUGAAACAGGAUUUCAAAUAAAUCUGUCUGGAGUAACCCAAAGUAAACGCAAAGCACUUAAGUUAAACUUUGCUAAUCCACCAGUCAAACCAACUGCAAGACUCCCCAUCACGACAGCUAACCCUCCUUUCCAGAACCCACACAUAGAGAGGCUGCGGACACACAGUAUUGAGUCGUCAGGGAAACUGAAGAUUUCUCCAGAGCAGCAUUGUGACUUCACGGCGGAGGACCUGAAGGAUCUGGGGGAGAUCGGGAGGGGGGCGUAUGGCUCGGUUAACAACAUGGUGCAUAAACCUAGUGGUCAGAUCAUGGCUGUCAAGAGGAUUCGCUCCACUGUUGAUGAGAAGGAACAGAAACAGCUUCUCAUGGAUUUAGAUGUAGUGAUGAGGAGUAGCGAUUGCCCGUAUAUUGUCCAGUUCUACGGAGCACUUUUCAGAGAGGGUGACUGUUGGAUAUGUAUGGAACUUAUGUCUACCUCCCUCGAUAAAUUCUACAAAUAUGUAUAUUGUGCAUUAGAUGAUGUCAUUCCAGAGGAAAUAUUAGGCAAAAUUACAUUAGCAACUGUGAAAGCACUGAAUCACUUGAAAGAAAACUUGAAAAUAAUCCACAGAGACAUCAAACCAUCCAACAUUCUUCUGGAUAGAAAUGGCAACAUCAAGCUCUGUGAUUUUGGUAUCAGUGGACAGCUGGUUGACUCAAUUGCCAAGACCAGAGAUGCAGGAUGCAGACCUUAUAUGGCUCCUGAACGAAUAGACCCCAGUGCCUCUCGACAAGGCUAUGAUGUCCGCUCAGAUGUUUGGAGUUUGGGAAUAACAUUGUAUGAGCUUGCUACGGGACGUUUUCCUUACCCUAAAUGGAACAGUGUGUUUGAUCAGCUGACACAGGUGGUGAAGGGAGACCCACCUCAGCUCAGCAACUCAGAGGAGAGACAGUUUUCUCCCAAAUUUAUCCAGUUUGUCAAUCUUUGCCUUACAAAGGAUGAGUCAAAAAGGCCAAAGUACAGAGAACUGCUGAAGCACCCAUUUAUCCUGAUGUAUGAAGAGCGAGUUGUGGACGUUGCCAGUUAUGUAUGUAAAAUUCUAGAUCAAAUGCCCUCCCCUAGCUCUCCCAUGUAUGUUGACUGAUGGUGACCGGUCUGUUGGGUAUGAGGAUGGCCUGGCAAUCAUUUGGUGUACAUGCAGCGUCUCGCAAAACUUCUCGACCCUUAACCAAUUCCCAUUUUACUGAAUUGCAAAUACUGCUUUGAAAUGUUGAUCUCUGUGAUAAUGAAUUUCAAAACACUGAAAUUCAGAAAGAAUUAUUAUAAAAUUGACAUUGGCUUCUUUAUGCAGAAUUUGGAUCCUUUUAGGACUUAGUAUUUCAUUUUGAGUCUAAGUGUUUAGAAAAAAAAAUAUCACUGAGAACAAAACAACAAUGUAAUGUAGGGUUUGACAUUUUGUUAAAUGAGACAAAUAGUUAAGGGUCUAAGUAUUCCCUCAAGGCACCAUAAUUGUACUAUCACAUAUGUACAAACACAUUAUUGUGUUUAAAGAAAAAUACUCUACAAUAAUUCCCAAAAUGUUUUGUGCAAUAAAGAUCGGCUCUCAUUUAAAAGCCAUUUACAUUGCGGAGUUUAAACAAAAGCUAACUAGCUUCAAAGUUCAGCAAAACAACCUUUCUUAAUUUUUUGUAUGAUGCUACAUUUUUGUGUUUGUGAAAUCAUUUUGGAAUAUUAAUUAACAAAACUUGAAUUUGCUCAUUUAGGAUCAUCAGAUAGUUGAUGGAACAUGGGUAUGAUUACCGAAAUGACAUCAUUAUGAAACAAACAGAAAUGUAAAGUAAACAGCACACAUACCGUUGUUUUGCUUCAUAUGUGUACAGAUAAUCAGCAAAAGAACACCAUGCACACAAACACAUUUUACAUCAUUGUCAUCCUUUCUCUGUUUAAUGAAUCCAUAUGCAAAGGUAUUGUUCUGCAUCGAUGCAAUGUGUUAAAGUAGCUUUACUUGCUCAAUAUGCAAUAUUAUGUCAUAAAGAUCCAAAUGGUUUUCACUAUAUCAAAGAGAAAUCUGUCUAGUAUACUGAAUGCUUAGUUAGAUUAACAGGGCACUUCUUAUCCACUGUAAAUGUGUAUUUAUACAGGCAUUUUCUCUGUAACAUUGAGGAAUAUGCUUUAUUCACAAAUGUUUUUAGAAGCUCGUCCUCUCCACAGACUGCCCGUUUUCCUGAAGUCACAUUUUGGCUUGUCAAUUUUAUUUGCUUGGAUAGAAUGUGUCUGGGGCCCUCAAAUGAUAAUUCAUUGAUGGGUCACUUAUUUUUAAAGAUGUACAAUGGUUAUCAAAUCAUUUGUGGUAAACGGCUUGACUGCACAUUAAUAUGGCACCUGAUAGUGUUGAAAGUUUUAUUGAGAGUUUCAUAUUUUUAAAAAGUGUCAGAAUGGAAAAAACAAAAGAAUUGCCACAUCAUGUUAGCUCACUAAUAUAUGACAUUUACUCGUCAAUAGUCCUUGUGUUUAUUUUUAAAAGAUCAACUUUCCAGUUUCACAGUCGUAAAAAAAAACCAAAAAAACGCUUAAAUGCAAUCGAAGAAUUAAUAGUGUGCAAAUGGCAAAUCAUCCGAAUAUUUAGUAACGUGGUAAAAUAAUUUUACGGGCGAUGUGUAUUAUUAUAUUGUAUCAAGAGUGGAAAAUAUGUACAGAAAAGUUAUCACUGUGAAAAUACUUUGUGUAUGGUGAGAACAGUAAUCUGUAAAAAUUGUAACAAGGAAAUGUGCAGGGAUAAUGGCAUAUAUGUUCAGGUUGAGAUAUAUUAACCUUUGACUGCUUCGGGCUCUUUGUCUUAUACAUGUCACAUAUUUAAUGAGGACAUCUAAGAAACCAAGUUCACAUUAUUAAUAUUAUGAUCCAAGUAUUUGCCUGCAGGUCAGUUGUUACAGAAUUUGGAUGUAGCUGUGACCUUAUUGUCAUACUGCUCUGUUUGAUCUGAACACACUUAUGGGCUAAAUGCUAGAAUAAAACCAAGUACUCAGUUA